AUGGAUUUAAAUUUACUGCACUGUUUUAUGGACCUCUUUCAGGGCUGUGGGAAUAUUUUAAAUAUCGAACAAAGAGCCGCCUUGCAGACUUCUUUGGCUAUUCUGAAGAAAAACUACAAGUUCCAACGAGUCUUUUUCUGGGGCAAAAUACUGGGGUCAAAGGAGGACUACUUUAUUGCUCAAGGGAGAGGAGAAGAUGAAAUGCAAGACAGAAAGUAUCUGUACAGCUUCAACUGCGUGGACUGGUUCCUCCUCCCCACUGUCACAGACUCCAUGACAGAGCAGGUGGCAAAGGCUGCAGGGGGUUACUUCACAGGAGACCCCUCUUUUGUGUACGAAGCUCAAACCCACAGUUACACAGAAGCAGAUAAUGCUGCAGAGGAGGAUGCAGUGACCAAAGUGAUUGAAGAGAAGAGGCUGGCAGUGACGGUUCACCACAUCGAUGAAGAAGUGUCUGUGGUACCUCAAGGCGCCUUCAUCACGAGUCCGCUUGGCCAUGUUCAGAUCAACCGCAGCUUUGGUGGUUUAUCUGACUCAGACGCUAGGAAGCUUGACAGUUACAUGCACUUUGGGAAGUCCAAAAAAAAGGAGAAGAAAUCCACCCAUCAGGGUCAAUGGAGCCCAGCCAUCGACUUCCUGGAUGUGCUCACUGACGACAUCCCUAAAGUGUGGUUCUCUAGCUGCCACACUAAGGCAGAGCAGCAGGCUCUUCAGCAGGUGGUUAAAACAGCCAGGAAGAUCAUCGGGAUGACCCUCCUGGAGAUCAGAACCAUCUAUACAACCUGCUGUCUGAGACGAGUCAACAACAUCCUACGGGACAGACAGAAGGUACCCGUCCACAGGUGCCAGAACCACCAGAAUGGCUCACAGUGUGUACCCACAGGCUGUGAGACCGUUAAAUGA
Nematolebias whitei (Rio pearlfish) is the source of this 903-nucleotide messenger RNA. RefSeq names its product radial spoke head component 9 (gene rsph9). The record is from RefSeq and is a predicted model, not a curated record. Gene Ontology annotation, biological process: axoneme assembly; cilium movement involved in cell motility; motile cilium assembly. Lineage: Eukaryota; Metazoa; Chordata; Actinopteri; Cyprinodontiformes; Rivulidae. Gene Ontology annotation, cellular component: radial spoke; axoneme. The coding region runs from base 1 to 903 and encodes 300 amino acids. The transcript is spliced from 6 exons.